AUGCCUGGAGUUUUUCAAGCUUUUGCAUUGAUUCUUCUGGGGAUUUUCACAGUAAAGCUCCCCACCGCACAGGAAAUACAAUGUAACGGUGAUGUUUGCUCCCCUCUGUGUGUCUCUCUACCCCUUCCCAAGCAGUCAUGCUUUGAGAAACUCUAUGUUUUUGGGAAUUCACUCGAAGACAUGGGAAAUUUGGCAAGGGAUACCUCUCUUUUUCUCCCACCCUUUCCAUAUGGUAUUACAAAUCCUGGGUGCCCCAAGGGCCGAUUCUCAAAUGGGGGGAUCAUCACAGACUACUUCGGUAGCGUUUUGGGCCUAUUGUACUUUCAAAGCAGGAACCUACGCACCAUAGUUAACGUAUCCUUCGACAACGAGACCCGGUGGUUUAACUCGUACACAGAGAGAUGUGAAUCCGGAAAGUCCGCUCGCGUCGCUGCUCUCGUUGGCGGAGGUGGAAAUGACUACAACAUCCAAGAUGGUGCCAAUAGAUCACUGUCCGAGAUUAUGAGGACUGUCCCGGACGUGGUGCGUAAGGUGGUGGACACUGUAAAGGUGACGAGCUUUAAAUUUUGA
This is a messenger RNA of Selaginella moellendorffii, 570 nucleotides long. Its product is annotated as GDSL esterase/lipase At5g03600-like. The transcript is spliced from 2 exons. NCBI's taxonomy places the organism in Eukaryota, Viridiplantae, Streptophyta, Lycopodiopsida, Selaginellales, Selaginellaceae. The coding region runs from base 1 to 570 and encodes 189 amino acids. The record is from RefSeq and is a predicted model, not a curated record.